This is a messenger RNA of Psilocybe cubensis, 6702 nucleotides long. RefSeq lists its product as uncharacterized. Gene Ontology annotation, cellular component: nucleus. The transcript has 2 exons. Bases 1 to 6702 code for a protein of 2233 amino acids. NCBI's taxonomy places the organism in Eukaryota, Fungi, Basidiomycota, Agaricomycetes, Agaricales, Agrocybaceae. The record is from RefSeq and is a predicted model, not a curated record.
AUGGACCACCAUCACCAUCACGCUCUUCCUCUUCCGUUUCCUCUUCCUCACCACCGCCAACACGCACAACAAGAGCGACAACAGCACCCACACCAACAACAACAACACCAUCCACAUCAACAACAACAACAACACCCCGAGAUCGACCUCGACAUCGACCUCGUGCCCGACUACGGAAAGUCUGACCUGCCCCAGCACGAGCACGAGCGCGGUGUGCCUAAUCCUACGGAUAUGGACCUCGAACUUGACGGUGUCGGCGCUGGUGUAGAGUAUGGGAUGUCUCAUCAUAGCCGACAUGGUCAUGGGCAGCCGGGUGCUACUUCUACUACUACAACUACUAGCCAUGGAACGGGGGGUUUGCAUGGAUAUGGGUACGGGUAUGGAUACGGGUAUGGACAGGGGAUACAGCAGGGGAUACAUGUGCAGAAGAGUAUGGACGAGGAGCAGAGUCGGGUUGAACUACAGCAGCAGGAGCUGCAACACCAGCACCACCCACAACAUCCACAACAACAUCCCCCACACCACCACCACCACCACCCCCAACAACACCCCUCACACCCCCCGCACCCGCACCCGCACACCCACCCGCACCCCCAAUCGCACCAACCCACCCAACCCCAACCCCAACCCCAACCCCUGCGCCUCCAGCUCCCGCAAUACCUCUACACAUCCGCGCCCACGCUCGUCCCAGGCGGAGGCGCCGAGGUCGUCCCGCUCACCAGCACGGAGUGGUUCGUGAACAGUGGGUUUUCGGGCGGGUUUAGUUUUGUGGAUGGGUUUGUUGGGGCGGGGGAGGGGGAGGGGUCUUCUUUGGCAGUGGGGUCGUCUUUGGGGUUGGGGGAGGGGGAGAGAUUGACGGAGGGGGCGGGGUUGGCGGAGGGGGCGGGGUUGGCGGAGGGGGCGGGGGGGAUGGGGCAGGCUAUGGGAUUGGACGAUAAGGCUGAUCGACAUCCACGCGGACUCGCACUCGGACUUGGGGGAGCGAGUACGGCGCACGACGAAGGCGGCGCUGUUGGUGGCGGCGGCGAAGGCGAAGGAUUUUCGGGCCAGCAGCAGCAGCAGGCCUCGUCGUCGUUGGUGUCAGCGACGCCGUUGAUCUCAUCGGCGGAGGUGGAGCAUGGAUCUAUUUUGGGAUUGAGUAUGGGCAAAGGCAAAAGCGCCGCCGCCGCCGCCGUCGUCGCCAACUCGUCCUCGUCGCCCUUUGACUUUGCCGACGACGAUCCCGCCGCCGACGACCAACAGCAUCAGCAUCCCGCACACAGCGCCUUCAUCGCCCCCGCCCCCGAUUUCUCGCUCCAAAUCCCACCACUCCUCAACCCGUCCCUCCUCCCCCUGCCCCUGCCCCUCCCCCUCCCAUCCCCCGCCAACCUCUCCCUCCUCUCCCCAACCCCCACCGCACCGUACGGCCUCCCCGUGUACUCCGUCUCAGGGUACGACAUCCUCUCCAUCCUCUCCCGCGUGCACAGCCGGCCCAACGCAACCGUCCACCUCGGGCCCGUCGACCUCACAUGCUCCUUCGUCGUCGUCGACCCGCGCCGCUUCGACGCGCCCAUCGUCUAUUGCUCCCCUACAUUCUGUGCGCUGACGGGGUAUAGCGAGCGGGAGGUUGUCGGGAGGAAUUGUAGGUUUUUGCAGGCGCCGCCGCCGCCCCGCGCCCCCGCGGUGGUGCGCGGUGCGAAGAGGGAGUGGACGAGCGGGGAGGCUGUUGAGCGGAUGCGCAAGGCGGUGGGGAAAGGCGAGGAUGUGCAGGUUUGUGUGGUCAAUUAUAAGAAGGGCGGGGAGGCGUUUAUGAAUCUUGUUACGGUUAUUACGGUUUUUGACGAUGGGGGUGUUGUUAAACUUGAGGGACAGGGACAGGGGAAGGAGAGAGAACCGCUUUGGCAUGUCGGAUUUCAGGUCGAUUUGACGGAGCAGCCUACGGCGAUACUGGAGAAAUUGAGGGAUGGGACGUAUACCACCCAUUACGAGCCUCCUCCGCCUCCUCCGCCACCUCCGCUUCCUCUCUCUCAUCCUCUUUCGUCUGCUGGGUUGGAUGUGAGUGGGAAUGGCGCGCGUAAAGCGGGGGGUGCAUUGGGAUCUGGCGUUGCGCCUGCUGUAGGAGGAGCGGGAGCAGGACAGGGACAGGGACAGGGACAAGGGAGGCAGGUGCAUAUGUCGCGCCAUUUGAAGAGGUUGCUUGAUAAACCCGGGUUUAUCAAGCCUGCGCUGCUCGCUGCUGUCGAUGGCUCUUCGUCGGUGGCGGCGGCGGUGGCGAGUACGAUGCAGAGUGCACCAGCGGGGGUGGGGGCGAGCCGGAGUCGGAGUCGCAGCUAUUCGAUGGCGGUGGACGAUACCACCACCACCACCCAAACUCAACCCACCCAACCCAACAACUCCCAAUCCCAAUCCCAACCCAACAACUCCCACUCCCACUCCCACCCCCUCCACCUCCUCCUCCUCGCCCAAACCCCCGACUUCAUCCACGUCGUCUCCCUCAAAGGAUCCUUCCUCUACGUCUCGCCCGCCGUCAAGCGCGUGCUUGGGUAUGAUGCGCGGGAGCUGGUUGGGAGGGGCGUGUUGGAUGUGGCGUAUGAGGCGGAUGUGGUGCCUGUUGUGAGGGAGUUGAAGGAGAGCAGUGCGGUUGGUGUUGCGGCUGGGGCGGGGGGCGGUUUUGGGGGAGGGGGUUUGGGAGGGAAUGGGGGUGGGGGAGGGGGGGAGGGGGAUGUGCAUCUGUCUUCAGCGUCAGCGUUAUCCUCAGCGUCAGCGUCAGCAGCCUCAGCAGCACAUACCCACGCGCAUUCCAUGCCCACCUCCUCCUCCCACACCCACCCCUCCCCGCGCGCAGUCGACCUCCUCUUCCGCGCCCUCACCAAAAUGGGCCGAUACGUCUGGCUCGAGUGUCGCGGGCGUCUUCAUGUCGAGCCGGGGAAGGGGCGGAAGGCGAUUGUGUUGAGUGGGAGGGCGAGGGAGAGGAUGCUUUUGAGGUGGGAGGAUGUGGGGGGGGCUGGGGGGGUUGCGCGGGGGGUUUGGGUUGGGGGGAGGGGGGGUGGUGCGGGAGGGGGUGCGGGAGGGGGUGGUGGUGUGGGUGCGGGAGAGAAAGGGGGAGGGGGAGAAGAGGGGGAUAUGGAGGGGCGGAAGGGCAUGGAGAUGGAUAAGGAGACGGAUGUGGAGGGUGAAGAGCAAAGUGAAGACAGCACGAAAGGCAACGCACACACUCUCCACCCAACCCACUCCCACCCGCACCCCGAAAAACAGCAGCGCUACGCACACCAAGAAAUAUGGGGUCUUUUAUCUGGCUCGUCUGCGUGUACGGCUGCGUUUUUGACGGUGGGUAUGGGUCUUGCGGAUGUGUUGGGAUGGAGCGGGGAGGAGGUGGUGGGGAGGGGUGUUGGGGAGUUUGUUGUUGAUUUGGAGGGGGGGGAUUUAGAUUCUGCUGCGGGUGCGGAUACUGGUGUGCAUGGUGGGGAUGCUGGUGGUGGGGAUGCUGGUGUGUGUGCGGAGCCUGGUGGGGGUUCUGGUGUGCGUGGUGGGGAUUCUGGUUGUGCAGGUGGUGGAACAGACGCGCGAAAGCAAUGCAGAGCGAUGCAGGAGAUCGGAGAGAUUGUGGGCGGGAUGAGAACGUAUCAGCGCGCGUUGAGGCGGGUGUUGGAUCGGGAGGCGUUUGUUGCUGCUCGGGAUCGUGCGCGUGCGAGGAAGGGGAGGGGGAUGGGUGCGGGGGGUGCGAGGAAGGGGGGUGCUGGUGCGGGUGGUGCGGGUGCGGGUGUUACUGGGAAGCGGAAACGCGAUGACACUUCUGCUGUUCAACAUACGCUGAAGGAAAAGGCGAACGCAAACGCCAAAGCACACGCACACGCAAACGCACAAGCACAAGCACACGCACAAGCAAAGGAGAAGGCGAAGGAGAAAGCGAAGGCACAUGCCCAAGCGAGAGCCAACCUCCCGGGUAUAAGCGCGCGAUGGCGCAAAGUGCGCUGUGCGAUGCGUGCGAAGGGCGGGAGGGUCGUGGAUGUGUGGUUUGUGAUUUAUCGGGCGGAUGUUGAGGAUGAGGAUGAGGAGGGGGAGGAAUCUUCGACGUCGAGCGAGCGAGGUGAAUCUGUCUACGAGCAUAAAGAAAAGGGGGGCGAUGAAGUAGAGCAAGAAGAUAAUCAAGAAGAUACAGACGAAGCAGAAGCAGAAGAAAAAGACGACGACGACGACGACGAAGACGGAGGAGAAGCACAAGAAGAGGAAGAGGAAUACGACGAGGAAAGAGGAUGCAACAUCACACCCGCCGCGCUCGUCUACCAGAUCCGUAUAGCGGGUGCACAGACGAUCGGGUGUGCGCCGGGGGAUGUGCCGUCGGAGCGCGCGUUGUGGGAUGGGAGUGCGGCGGUGCGGUGGAGUGCGAGUGGUAGUCCGGCGGGGGCGGGUUCGUCGAGGACGACGUCGAGCGGGAGUGCGAAUGGGAGUAUGAGUGGGAGUGGGAGUACGAGCGGGAGUGUGAGUGGUGCGACGCCGGUGCCGUCGAGGUUGUUCGCGAUGUCGGCGGCGUCGAUGAAUUCCUCGUCGUCAUCUUCGUCGUCGUCAUCGUCGGUGUCAGCGCCGAUGUUCUCGUCUUUCCCAUCGUCGGAUACACAGUCGCAAACACGUCCUCAAGGUCAUCCGCCGGCUUCCACCUCCACCGCCUCCACCACCACCUCUUCUUCUUCCAUAUCCUCUUCCUCCUCCUCCUCCUCCACCACCUCCUCCCCCGCCGCCGCCGCCUCCACCUCCACCGCCGCCGCCGCCCCAGCGCCACCCCCAUCAACCGACAUGUUCGCAGAACUCGCACCAGCGCGCGGGACGAGCUGGCAGUACGAGCUGCAGCAGCUGCGCUUUGCGAAUGCGCGGCUUGAGGAGGAGGUGUGUGUGCUGCAGGGGAAGGUGGGUGCGCUUGGGCUGGGGCUGGGGAUGGGGAUGGGGCUGGAUCGCGGGCGGGGGUCCGAGAAAAGUAAGGGCAAGGGGAAUGGGAAUGGGAAUGGGAAUGGGAAUGGGGUGGAUACUUUGAGUGCGGGUGUGAGUAGGAUGGAGAGUGGGAUGGGGAGGGAGGAGGGAGGCGCGCGUAUGGAUUUGGAUUUAGGGUUCGAUAUGGAUUUGGGGAUGGAUAUGGAUAUGGGCUUGGAUAUGGGUAUGGGUUUGGGUUUAGGUAUGGGUUUGGGUGGGUACAGUGAUAUGGCACGCUAUCAUCACCCACACCAACAAAACCAGUCAACAUCGCAGACACCGCAGACACAUACACAGAUACAGACACAGACCCAGCCAAAGCAGCAGCAGGACCUGUUUUCGCGCGGUGAACUGGUUGUCUCUGCGCAUCAUCGACAUCAGUCUCAGCGACAACAACCACAAGGACAGGCACAUUUGCAUCAAUACAAUCAUCUUCAGCAACAGCGCCAGCUCCAGCAGCAGCAGCGGGAACAGCACCAGCAGAAGGAGCAGCACCAGCAGAAGGAGCAGCACCAGCAAAAGGAGCGCGGCGCGUAUAUGAAGAACGUCCCAUUUCCACCGUCUGCGCAGAAUGGAACUGUGAAUGUUGUGCAUGGGAGUUUGUAUGAUGGGGUUUUGCCUCUGCCUCUGUCGCAUUCGAAUUCGCAUUCGCAUUCAAGCUCGCAUUCGAACUUGCAUUCGAUUUCUCAUUCGAUUUCUCAUUCGAACUCACGUUUGCAUUCGAGUACAAGUUCGAAUUCCAAUUCAGAGGGCGGUGCGGGCGCGGGUGUAAAUGGAAAUGGAAAUGGAAAUGGGACGCUGCAUCAUCCGAAACCGCUUUAUUCGUUACCGGUACCGCUGUCGUUGUCGUUGCCGAUUCCUGUGCAGCAGCGCGAGAGGGAGAGGGAGAGAGAUAGAGAGAGAGAGCGAGAGAGAGAGAAGGAGCGCGAGAGAGAGCGUGACAGGGACAGGGAAAGGGAAAGGGAAAGGGAAAGAGAGAGAGAAAUGGAGAGGGAAAGGGAAAGAGACAGGGGGGCUGAGAGGGAGAGGGAGAGAGACGGGUUAUCCUCCGCGCUGGGAUACCCCGCUCCAUACGCUACCCCGCGGCGCGCGUAUACGCCCGCGUCACUCUCGCAUUCGCAUCCACAGUCGUAUUCUUAUUCAUAUCAGCACCAGCAGGAAGAAGGGUAUCCUCUGUCAUCGUCGGCGCGGCCGCGUACGCACACGCAGCCUCAGCAGCCUACGCAAACGCAGACCCAGACCCAGACGUGGGGCACGGGUGCGAUGCCGCCUCUACACGUCCCCGUGUCGAUGCCGCCGCCUAGCGUGAUGUACCAGCACCCUUCCUCCUCGUCUACUUCCGCUUCGGCCCCUGUUUUGUCGUCCUCGUCGUCGUCACCGUCGUCGUCAUUGCUGGCGAGACGCCGUGCGCGGUCCAUGCGCGAGCGCGAGCAUGAGCGCGGUGCGGGUGAUAAGCUGGACAUCGACAUGAUGCACACUGACAGCGAUAGAGAUGCGCAUGCGGAUCUGGAUAUGGAUCUGGAUACAGAUCUCGAUAGAGAAGCAGAUAGAAGAAGAGAAGGGGAUAGAGCAGGGGAGGGUGCGGGUGCGGGUGCGGGUUCGGGUGCGCAUAUGGAUGUGCAGGCGAUGUACGCCGCUGCUGCUGCUGUUGCUGCUGGAAGCGGCGGGGGUGGUGGUGGUGGUGGUGGUGGUGGUGGUGGUGGAAGAGGGACGGGUAUGGGUGUGUCGUUGAAGAGGCCUUGGAGCGCUAUUGGGCCGUAG